CUGGGAGGGGAUGAGUGAGCUCUCUGGGCCAGAAGCUGGCAAGCCCCACCUUAAGCCAAGGAGGAGCUCCCUGGUGGUCUCUGUUUGCACUGGGGCAGCACCUACUCCUCACAACUCGUUGGAAGGAAGCAACAUGAGGAGGUCUUGUUCCCGGGAUUCUUUCCUGGGUAUUCGUUCUUUUCUGUGUUUCCUGGCACAGGUUCCUCUCCCUCCUGCCGCUGCUGCCUUCUGUGCAUGGAGAAAGAUGGAGAAAACCAAUGGUCUGAAGGCUUCCCCUGCCAAUCAUCAGCCACAGGAGCCCAUGAAAACUGCUGCCAAUGGGGAUCCAGAGAGAAAGGAGCUCAGCAACCACAGCAGAGUGCCGUCAGUCAAUGAUGACACGUCCUCAGAACUGCAGCGUGUUGCCGCCUUGGAUAAUCUGGAUGAGAAAUCCCACAAGACAGGAGGCCUCUCCAGGAUAGCCCGCCUGGUGAUGGUUAUCCGGGGUUGGGCCAAUAAAGGCUUGAAAGAAGAAGAGCGGCGGCCAGACUCCUUCCUGGAACGGUUUCGAGGACCAGAUGUCAAGACUUUGGCAGUAGCUGCAGCAAGGGGCGAUGGGUUUGAUACCCAUGACAGAAAGACAAAGAAGAAAUGGAAAGUCUUCGUGAUGAAUCCCGCAGGGGACUGGUAUUAUCGGUGGCUUAUGGUCAUUGCAGUCCCAGUCCUGUAUAACUGGUGCACGUUGGUAGCACGGGCCUGUUUCAACGACCUCCAAAGGAAGUACUGGAUCUUGUGGCUAGUUCUAGACUACAUCGCAGAUAGCAUCUACAUCGCAGACAUUGUCAUCCGCUUUCACACAGGUUUCCUGGAGCAGGGAUUACUCGUCAAGGACCUCAAGAAGCUGCGUGAUAAGUACAUUGCCACCAUGCAGUUCAAGCUGGAUGUCCUCUCUGUUUUGCCCACUGACUUUGCCUACUUUGCUGUCGGCUUAAACCGCCCCGAGUUGCGCUUCAACCGGCUGCUGCAUUUCUCCCGCAUGUUUGAGUUCUUUGACCGGACGGAGACACGGACCAGCUACCCAAACAUCUUCCGAAUCUGCAACCUGGUGAUGUACAUCUUGGUCAUCAUCCACUGGAAUGCCUGCAUUUACUAUGCUAUCUCUAAGGCCAUUGGCUUUGGAGAGGACACCUGGGUGUAUCCCAACAUCUCAGACCCAGAGUUUGGUUAUUUGACAAGGGAGUACAUCUACUGCCUCUACUGGUCCACACUGACCUUGACUACCAUCGGGGAGACCCCUCCGCCUGUGCGUGAUGAAGAGUAUCUCUUCGUCAUCUUUGACUUCCUGAUUGGUGUCCUCAUCUUUGCUACCAUUGUGGGAAAUGUGGGCUCCAUGAUCUCCAACAUGAACGCCACCAGGGCAGAGUUUCAGGCCAAGAUUGAUGCAGUCAAGCAUUACAUGCAGUUCCGCAAAGUGAGCAAGGACAUGGAGGCCAAGGUGAUCAAGUGGUUUGACUACCUCUGGACCAAUAAGAAAACUGUGGAGGAGUGGGAGGUCCUGAAGAACCUGCCUGACAAGCUGCGGGCAGAGAUAGCCAUCAACGUCCACCUGGAGACGCUGAAGAAAGUGAGGAUCUUCCAGGACUGUGAGGCUGGGCUUCUGGUGGAGCUGGUGCUCAAACUCCGCCCCCAGGUAUUCAGCCCUGGAGACUAUAUUUGCCGGAAGGGGGACAUUGGCAAGGAGAUGUAUAUCAUCAAGGAAGGGAAGCUGGCUGUUGUGGCAGAUGAUGGCGUGACCCAGUAUGCUAUGCUUACAGCAGGCUGCUGCUUUGGGGAGAUCAGCAUCCUCAACAUCAAAGGAAGCAAAAUGGGGAACCGGAGGACGGCAAAUAUCCGGAGCAUUGGCUAUUCUGACCUCUUCUGCCUGUCUAAGGAGGACCUCAUGGAGGCAGUGACAGAGUAUCCAGAUGCCAAGAAAGUCCUGGAGGAGCGUGGGCGAGAGAUCCUCACCAAAGAAGGUCUGUUAGAUGAAGCAACUGCAGCAGAGGGCAUGGAAGGUAUGGAUGUGGGGCAAAAGCUGAGCAGGCUGGAGGCCAGCUUGGACAUGCUGAAUGCCCGGUUCUCCCGCCUCCUGGCUGAGUAUGAUGCUGCCCAGAUGAAGCUCAAGCAGCGUGUCACCUCCCUGGAGACCAAAGUGAAGCAAGACCAGCAGGAUGACUUCUUCUCUGAUGGUUCCAUUAGCCCAUCCACAGCAGAGGGGAAAGCCAAACCUUAACCUACUGUGCUGCCAUCUGGAUUUGAGGCAGCAGCAUUUCCUUGCAUCUGAUGCCCAUCCAGACUGCCUUGCAGUAACCCUGUCUCCACCAAACUGCUGCUCCCUAGCUGACUCUUUCUCUCCCCUUAGUCCAUUCCCAGCUGUAUGUUCCUGGUGACUCUCACCAGGGUCCCUUUAAGUCUCUCUUGAACUGCUUUGAGAAGGUCAGACACACUCCAUUUCUUUCCUCAAGUUGCAUGUUCCUCCUCUCACCCUCGCCCCCAAAUGGGCCAAAUAGCACUGCCUCUGGCAGGUGCUUAUUUGGAACAUUCCCAUCAAGUAACCCACUACAGUGGACCACAUUACCUGCUUACAAUCUUAUUUUGACAACCACUUUUGUGGAAAUCUCUAAGCCGGUUGAGGUCCUUCCUGUUCGUGGAGCACAUUCAGAGAAAACCUCUCCCUGUGAGCUGCCUAUGCUCCCUAAGUCUGCAUAGAGGACAAGGAAGGGGAUGUGUGCACUUGGGUGUGUGGGGUGUUGGUGUUUGCUAGGGCCUGAACCCACCUGCUUCAGUGAGGAUUAUAAGAUUUUGGAAAUGUGUUAGUUGAAGAUUGCUUGUAUGCCUGCAAUCCUGCCAUCCCACACAAGCUCUUUAGCCCUGGUUCUGCUGCCUGGCUGCUCAAGCGGGCAGUGCUGUCUCAUUCAGUCUCAUUCCCUUUCUGCUCUUUGAGGCUUUUAAGGUCCCUCCUGACUGAGUUUCCCCCUCAGUUCUUGAAGACUUACAGCUCCUUCUGCAUCGACUUUAGAGCUCCAAUUGAUGCCUCUCUUUAGCAAGCAUUGCCUUGGGGGCUCGACACACCCCAGGCAGGUAGGGGGACCCUGUACUUGUCCAGGGAAAGUGAUUGAGCCCAACACAAAUUCUGACCCUGGAACCUAUCCCAGAAAUGCUGGAGAGGAAAAUCUCCUCACAUUUCACAUGAAGGAUUAAGCUGAAGUGGCUGUCCCAUGUGUGCUGGGUAGAAAUGGCCAGAUGAACAUCAGGACAGGCUUGGUUGAGACCCUGCCCCUCUUUCUUGUUUAACUCACCAGCAUCCCUUGGCUAAUGCACAAUAGCUCUGCCAUUCUCAGGGAAACACCCCACCCACUGCAGCCCUCUCCCUUGUCCAUUCCUCUCUUCUUGCCUCAGUUCAUGACUGAGCCAGUUUACACAGAACAAGGAACUUUGGACCCAAAGGGUGUUUACUUGCCUGAAACUCAGAUUUUAGUUUUGGAGCCCUCUUGUCAAUUUCCAUUUUUAUGCACCAAAUGAAAAUGGGCCACUUUCCUCAGGGUUAGUUGUGGAGGAGGAGUAUGCUUAGCCAAAGUGUUUCUAUCAAGUUUUCACUGGGUCUGCUCAGAUCCUGCCUGGAACCAUGAAUCCCUUCAGAUCCAUUUCUGGAAUGAAAAAGAAGCUUACAAGAAUUUGGGGUGGAGCUGCUGGGUAUGGGAGCAGGACCCAUCACCCCAAAAGCCCACAACGCUUCCAGUGUGUGUCUGGCAGGCACAUGACUUGAUGUGGACUCUACACACCUGAGCCAAGGAAGCCACAACUGACAGGCGUCCUGUGGGGCACGUUACACAUCUUCAAAAUAAAGAGCUCAGAUGUGAGCAGCCAGUGGGUUUAGCAGAUGGGUUGCAUAGGUGCCUCCCUUCUCCCUCCCCCCAGUUUCCUGGCUGCUCUGGUUGGACUACGCAGACUGUGACUCUUUUACCCUGGGGCUUUGGGUCUGCUCAAGCUAAUGUUCCAUGAGCUUAUUUACUUAACAAACAAAUUGCCCUGCAGCUCUCCUUGCAGUGUGUGUGUCUAGCAAUGUUACAUAGCGGCGGCGGCAGCAGCAACAGCUGCAGCAACAGCAAUACAUUCCUUUCCAGAUCCCACAGACCUCUGGCUUCCCAGCUGCAAAUGGUGAGCCACAAGGGGGUGCUGUGUACAGUGGAAUGAAUUGCAGUCCCGCCUGGCUCAGCCUGAUUGGAAUGGAGACACACUGAAUGUGGGAGCGUCUCUCAAGCGGAAAGCCAGAGCAGAGGGGCCCAGCUUUUCCCCUGGAGCCAGAAGCAAAUCUUCUCUCUGGAAAGCAAACCUUGUCAUGCCGGAAGGCCUGGUGAGCUGGUCUGCUCAUCCAAUCCAUGUGCUGUUGCAUUCAUUUUCCUUCAGGAGGGAGUCUGCAUGCAAAUGACUUGUGGGCCAGCAUGAAUUUCACAGACCCUCAGGUUUCUGAAGUGCCUACUGCAUUGCCCUCCAACUGUUCCUGAACCUAUCCCAGGGAAGGAGGGCUCAUUUCAAGAUGUCACACCCAUUUAUACUUUUUAUAAA
Molecule: messenger RNA, 4584 nt
Organism: Podarcis muralis (Common wall lizard)
Lineage: Eukaryota; Metazoa; Chordata; Lepidosauria; Squamata; Lacertidae
Product: cyclic nucleotide gated channel subunit alpha 2
Biological process (GO): potassium ion transport; monoatomic cation transmembrane transport
Cellular component (GO): plasma membrane; intracellular cyclic nucleotide activated cation channel complex
Molecular function (GO): voltage-gated potassium channel activity; cGMP binding; protein-containing complex binding
Source: RefSeq, a predicted model, not a curated record